GGAUACGUGAGAUAUAUAUUUGCAUUAAUGAUCUGCAUCGCGAACAUGAUCAUCUACGGGCUGAAAGUUAACAUAACCGUAGCUAUCGUAGGCAUGAUUAAAUAUAAAGAUGAGAAAAACGACGCGUCGGAGGAAUGUGAUUUUGAACCUAUAGCCCAAAUUAUCGAUAUAGAGGGUCCGUUCAAAUGGACUUCGACGCAACAAAGUUUUGUUAUUAGUUCUUAUUUCAUCGGUUAUUUAGUAGGCAUGUUUCCAUGCGGAUAUUUCGCAGAUCGUUUCAACACGAAGACCGUUCUGCUGAUCUGCGUAUUGGGAAACGCGAUUCUUACGAUUAUAGUGCCAUUAGUGGCGCCGGUGUUGUGGAUACUUUACCUUACGAGAUUCGUGAUGGGUGUCGUGAGCGCACCGAAUCUUCCUAUCGUUUCUAUCCUUGUUGGGAAAUGGAUCGUUUACGAGGAGAAGAGUUUAUGGUUCGGUAUUAUUUAUUCCGGCAUAUCGAUUGGCACGGUGAUCUCUAUCCUGACGUCCGGAAUGAUACUGCACGCCCUCGGAUGGAAGGAGAUCUUUUACAUACACGGUUUCCUUCCGUUAAUCUGGUGCUUUGUAUUCUACAUGUUCUUCAGCGAUAAUCCGGAAACUCAAGUGUACAUAACAAAGGAGGAGAGAGAGUACAUCACAAGCUCGUACGGGCAUCGUGGCCUUGAAUCGAUAGACAUGAAGGUACCGUGGAAAGCCAUUUUCACGUCGGUCCCAUUUGUGGCCCUGAUUUUCACCAAUUUAUUCGGAAAUUUUGUCUGGUACUUCUUGCUCACGCAGCUACCCUUGUACAUGAACAAGAUUCUGAGAUUCGACAUUCAGUCUGUGAGUCUAUCAUUCAAUUUUCUUAGAAUUUCUUCUCCUUUUACGCCAUCCCAUAAGAACUUUUUCAUUCUUUCUAAGUUGCUUGCCGUAUCUCUUAAGCGCAAUAGUGAAUCCGAUUUUGGGAGAAAUACUGGAUUGGGGCAGACUGAGGAAUUAUUGGGAUCAGACAAUGGCGCGAAAGAUCGUAAUGUUUUUAAGAAGCAUCUCACCGAGUAUUUGUCUCCUAUAGUUGCAAUUUUAGCUAAUACUGUUUGUGUAUCAGGAUAUCUGCACCGAUUUGGCACCAAAACUACAGGAGAGUUUUAA
Apis dorsata (giant honeybee) is the source of this 1167-nucleotide messenger RNA. Its product is annotated as putative inorganic phosphate cotransporter. Lineage: Eukaryota; Metazoa; Arthropoda; Insecta; Hymenoptera; Apidae. The transcript is spliced from 4 exons. Gene Ontology annotation, molecular function: transmembrane transporter activity. The record is from RefSeq and is a predicted model, not a curated record. The coding region runs from base 28 to 1167 and encodes 379 amino acids. Gene Ontology annotation, biological process: monoatomic anion transport; transmembrane transport.